Messenger RNA from Pristis pectinata (smalltooth sawfish), 2122 nucleotides. RefSeq names its product adenosine deaminase tRNA specific 1 (gene adat1). Bases 106 to 1701 code for a protein of 531 amino acids. Gene Ontology annotation, biological process: RNA processing. Gene Ontology annotation, molecular function: adenosine deaminase activity; RNA binding. NCBI's taxonomy places the organism in Eukaryota, Metazoa, Chordata, Chondrichthyes, Rhinopristiformes, Pristidae. The transcript is spliced from 10 exons. The record is from RefSeq and is a predicted model, not a curated record.
CUGCGGGGUAAAGGUGAGGUGUUUGUGUGGGGUUGGAAGUUCGUGAAUAAAUCCUUGUCACUCGGUCAAAACAUCAAAACAAGCAGCUACCAAAGCUUUUCAGCAAUGUGGACAGCAGAUGAAAUUGCCAGUAUGUGCUAUGCACAUUAUUCUACCAAGCUACCAAAGAAAGGUCUGCCAGCUCCUGGACGAGAAUGGACUCUACUUGCAGCUGUGGUAAAAGUUGAGGAGAAAUCAAACAUGCAGUCAAUCUGUAGCAGUGAGAGCAAUGAUGUACUCUUGGAAGUCGUUGCAAUGGGAACGGGAUCAAAAUGCAUUGGACAGACAAAAAUGAGUAAAAGUGGCGAUGUUGUUAAUGACAGCCAUGCAGAGGUGACUGCACGGCGUGGGUUCCUGAGGUACUUGUAUUAUCAACUUAAAGAGGCAUUCAAAAACAAAAAUAGCAUCUUCAUCUCAAGCAGCCAAAAAGCAAAAUGGAAACUGAAGCCUGGCAUUACCUUUGUGUUCUUUAUCAGCCAUACUCCAUGUGGUGAUGCUUCUAUCAUUCCAAUGAUAGAAAAUUACAACGAACCUUGUAUGAAAAUGAGAGCCAUGGGGAGUGAUGAGCAAAAUGUUAUCAAUGUUCAAGAUGAUAAAAAUAUUGAAGAUUCACAAUUACUAAAUUAUGAAGAGCACUUGCAGGGCAAAAGACAGAAUUGUGAUGCAAAUUCUGCAAUGAUUCCUGAAAAAAGGAUAAAAAGAGUUGAUGAAAAUGGAGACUUGCCUGGAAGUAGCAGUGUUUGUGAAAGCAAACCCAAUCAUCAGUCUGAAAAAGGAAGUAAUGAUAUCCAGAUCAACGAUAAUCAACUUUGUGAAGCAGAAAUAAUGUCCAAGAACAACCAUGAUACCACUCUAUCUCAAAGUGCAUUUACAUUGGAUACACAGAAAACCAAACAGAUGCAAAUUAAAGUUUCGGAUAUAUACCGAACUGGAGCUAAAUGUGUACCAGGUGGCCUUCAAGAUUCUCUUAAGCCUGGAGUUGAUUAUCAUUGCGUGGAAUCAUUGAGAGUGAAACCAGGAAGAGGCAGCAGAACAUUAUCAAUGUCAUGUAGUGAUAAAAUUGCCCGUUGGAAUGUUCUUGGUUGUCAAGGAGCACUUCUCAUGCACUUCUUUGAGGAGCCAGUGUAUUUCUCUUCUAUUGUAGUAGGACACUGUCCAUAUAGCAAUGAUGUCAUGAAGAGAGCUAUAAUAGAUAGGUGCCGUAACAUAACUUCACUUCCAAAGGAAUUCGGAAUUCAAGAUGUAAAGAUGCAACAGUCACAGUUGGAGUUUGCACACAGUCGCCAUUCAGCGCAAAGCAACUAUGAUCCCAGCAAAGGGAGACUUGUACCUUGUGCAGCAGCAAUAAGUUGGAGUGCUAUACCAGACCAACCACUAGAUGUCUCUGUAAAUGGCUAUAAACAAGGAGCCACAAAAAAGAUACUUGGAACCCCCCAAGCAAGGUGUAGAAUUUGCAAGGCUGAGCUCUUCGUGGUAUUCCAAGAACUUCUCACUUUUCUUUCUGAACAGAACUAUCCAGUAUCCCUUCGGAACAGUAAACUAAAAACUUACUGGGAAUUCAAGGAGGCUGCAACAAAUUACCAGAAAGCAUGGAAUGAAGUACAGAAGCAAGCAUUUGUAACCUGGAUUAGAACCCCAAGGGACUUCCUGCAAUUUCAUUAGAUCCCAAAGAACAAAGUAAUGUGAUAAAGGUAAUUGCCACUUCUGCCAUGUGGAUGUUUACAGCAGAUUUUUUUUUAAGUUUGUCUUUGAAAACUUGCUGUGGAUAAAAUAUUUAAGAGUAAUGUUUUUUAACUGUUAGCUUUUAAUUAAACUGAUCAUUGACUAUUCCUAAAUUGAAAUUGAAAGAGAAAUUUGUUAGCGUCCAACUCUAGUAAUUUAUCAGAGUUGUAUUAUUGGAAUUAUCUGAGCAUGGUAUUCAAUAGUUUGGAAUAGUAAUGCAAGUUAGACAUCUUUUAUAUUUUUAUUUGGUUAAGAAUCUAGUUCUUUGUAUAAUUUUCAGUUUAUUUCUUCCUCUGCUAGUAAUCCAUACUUGUCAGCUAACCUCUUUGGCCACAUUUGUAUUAAUAAACAAAAUAUUCCU